AUGAAAUUCAGUGCUUUAUUAUUAGCUACCAUUGCCAAUGGAUUUCCCCUCCGUAAUCCAUUGGAACAAUCCAUCUUGGAUUUACAUUUAGAAGGAUCUGACUUCCUUUUAGAUUUAGAAGAACAUUUAUCCCAUGACUCAAUUAAGGAAUUACCUAACCCUAGAACUUUACUCAAAGCUAAAUACGAUUUAUUACCAGAAGUUGAUACUGAUGCAUUACAAGCUUUGAUCAAUGAAAAGGGUUUGAAAGAUAGAGCUGAAAAGUUAUUCUCCAUUGCCGAACAAUCUAUCCCUGAAUAUGGUCACCCUACCAGAGUUAUUAAAUCAUCAGGUCAUUGGGGAACCAUUCAAUACAUUGCCACUGAAUUAAGAAAAUUGGGUGGUUACUAUACUGUUAAGACUCAAAAAUUCAAAGCUUUGGAUUCAAAAGUUAAUUCUUAUUCAUUAUUAAUCGAUGGAGUUCAACCAAAAUCUGUAAAACCAUUAUCCUUAACUCCACCAACUAAAGAUACCAAACCAGUUCAUGGAAACUUAGUUUUAGCCAAAAACUUUGGUUGUUCAUUAGAAGAUUACCCUGCCAAUUUAACUGCUGGUAAUAUUGUAUUAGUACCAAGAGGUGAAUGUUCAUUUGGUGACAAAUCUGCCAAUUCAGGUAUUGCCGGUGCUGUAGGGGUUAUUAUUUACGAUAAAGAUGAUUUACAUGGAACUUUAGGUGAACCAACUGGUAAAGAAGUUGCAGCUGUCUCAAUUGUUGAAGCUGAAGCUAAACCAUUCGUCGAAAAAUUAACUAAAGAUCCAAGUUACAAAUUUGAAACCACUUUAUAUGUUGAUUCUUAUGUUAAAUAUGUUCCAACUUUAAAUGUUGUUGCCGAAACUGUGUUUGGUGAUCAUGAUAAUGUAGUUGCUUUAGGUGCUCAUUCUGAUUCUGUCACUGAAGGACCAGGUAUUAACGAUGAUGGUUCAGGUUCAAUUUCUUUAUUAGAAGUUGCUAAAUACUUAGCUAAAUUCAAAGUUAAUAAUGCUGUUAGAUUUGCAUGGUGGGCUGCUGAAGAAGAAGGUUUAUUAGGAUCAACCUUUUAUGCUGACUCCUUAACUCCUGAAGAAAACUCUAAAGUUAGAUUAUUUAUGGAUUACGAUAUGAUGGCUUCACCAAAUUACGAGUAUCAAGUUUACGAAGCUAACAAUAAGGACCAUCCAAAUGGUUCAGGUGACUUGAAAGAUUUAUAUGUUGAUUGGUAUAAAUCCAAAGGUCUUAACUAUACUUUUGUUCCAUUCGAUGGUAGAUCAGAUUAUGUUGGUUUCAUUGAUAAUGGUAUCCCAGCUGGUGGUAUUGCUACCGGUGCUGAAGGUAUCAAGACCAAAGAAGGUGUUGAAAAAUUCGGUGGUGUCGCUGGUGAACAAUUCGAUCAAUGUUACCACGAAUUAUGUGACGACUUAAGCAACCCUGAUUAUGAAGCUUGGGUUAUUAACACUCAAUUAAUCGCUCAUUCUGUUGCUGUUUUUGCUAAAUCCUUUGAUGGAUUCCCAGAAAGAGAUUUAACUAAAAUCAAUUCUAUUAAUAAGGGAUUCCAAUACAGAGGUUCAUUUGCUGUUUAUUAA
Molecule: messenger RNA, 1599 nt
Organism: Yamadazyma jaroonii
Lineage: Eukaryota; Fungi; Ascomycota; Pichiomycetes; Serinales; Debaryomycetaceae
Source: the annotation of a GenBank genome assembly